This is a messenger RNA of Colossoma macropomum (tambaqui), 4314 nucleotides long. It is a transcript of the gene relch, whose product is annotated as RAB11 binding and LisH domain, coiled-coil and HEAT repeat containing. Gene Ontology annotation, biological process: intracellular cholesterol transport. The record is from RefSeq and is a predicted model, not a curated record. Gene Ontology annotation, cellular component: recycling endosome; trans-Golgi network. The transcript has 30 exons. Gene Ontology annotation, molecular function: protein binding. Bases 155 to 3793 code for a protein of 1212 amino acids. NCBI's taxonomy places the organism in Eukaryota, Metazoa, Chordata, Actinopteri, Characiformes, Serrasalmidae.
GUGCAGACAGACGCCCAGUGCUGAGCUGCUGCUGAAAUGACAUUCGGCCCGGAAUAACCAAGCAGCCCUUUGGAUUGCCAUUGAUUGGAAACCUGUAAUAAAAAUUAAGCAAGGAGACUGAAUUCCUGUCAGGGAACGGAAAUAAAUCAUAUCAAUGGCGUCGGGCAGCGUGAACCCAUUUAACGUUAGCGACUCGGAGGAGGAAGCGGAGCCGCAGAGGAGCGACGAGCGCAGCCCUGGGGAUGAAGCACCACCAGGCCGGAGCCCAGGCCCCUUUUCCCCGCAGGCGGACCAGGAGCCAGGCACGCUUCUGCUCCCCAACAGCCGGAUCAGCCCCAGCGCGGACAGCGUACAGGCCUUAGGCAUAGGCGGUGCAGCAGGGCUGGGAGGCGGCGGCGCGGAGCCCCGGGUGUCCGUGGACGCCAUCGCGGCUCAGCUUCUCCGGGACCAGUACAUCCUCACAGCCCUGGAGCUGCACACGGAGCUUCUGGAAGCUGGAAGGGAGCUUCCCAGGCUGAGGGAUUAUUUCUCCAACCCAGGCAAUUUCGAGAGGCAAAGCGGGACUCCGCCCGCAGGCAAGGAGCCUGGACUCGGUCCUGGAGGAGCCCUGACUGUGCAGGUACAGGAUAAAAAGAGAAGAGUAGCCGACGCUGUUCAUGCGAUGGACCGGGCCGGCAGCAUCAGCACCCUGGAUUCUCUGGAUUUCACACGCUACUCAGAUGACGGGAACAGAGAGUCGGACGAAAGAGUGGCAGUUUUGGAGUUUGAACUACGGAAAGCCAAGGAGACCAUUCAGGCACUGCGCACCAACCUGACUCAGGCUGCAGAAUGUGAAAUCCCUUCCCAGGAGCGCAAAAACUACAAAUCCAGUCCUGAAAUUCAGGAACCCAUUCGCCCUCUUGAGAAACGAGCCUUAAAUUUUUUAGUGAAUGAAUAUUUAUUAAAAAAUGAAUACAAGCUGUCGUCCAUCACAUUCUCAGAUGAAAACGAUGAUCAGGAUUUUGAGCUGUGGGAUGAUGUUGGCCUGAACAUCCCGAAACCUCCAGACCUGCUGCAGCUGUACAGGAACUGCGGCAGCAGCCAACCAUCUCACAGGGAAACGGCAGACGCAGCUGUGGGAGUGGACAUCAGCGACCUGCCUGGGGACUACAUUACCAAGGAGGCUGUGCAGAAAACAGAAACCAUCCAGCAAAAGGAGGUGGUGCAGGAGCUGGAGUAUCAGAUUAGUCUGCUAAACAGUGAAAAACAGAGUCUGGCUGAACAGAUAAAGAAAUUACAGAGCGAGAUCCAGGAUCUCCAGAGGAACGUGUCGUCUCCUGUAAAAGCCCAGGUGGAGUGUGGGGACACUAAAACAGGGCUCCAGUGUGAAAAGAGUCUGGAUAACGGGCAGUAUCUGGACAUACGGGGGGUCACUGAGGCCGACACUGCUACAGAACCCAACUCAAACACUACCACCAGCACCACCACCACUACUGCUACUGCAACUGACCAUGCUGCUGAACACUCCUCGCCCUCCACCCAACAACACAGCAAGUUCAAAAGUCCCGGACAACACAGCAAAGGCCCCGUGCAGUUUGACCAGCCCAACAGAAAACUGUCUCCGGCAUUCCACCAAGCACUUUUGUCCUUCUGUCGAAUGUCUGCUGACAGCAGGCUUGGCUCUGAGGUGUCUCGUAUUGCAGACAGUGAGGAGAGUGUGAUGCUGAUGCUGGGCCGUUGUCUCCCACACAUUGUCCCCAACGUCCUGCUGGCCAAGCGCGAGGAGCUCAUUCCGCUCAUCCUGUGCACAGCCUGCCUCCACCCCGAGCCCAAAGAGAGAGACCAGCUGCUGCACAUCCUCUUUAACCUCAUCAAGAGACCUGACGAUGAGCAGAGACAAAUGAUCCUCAUGGGCUGUGUGGCUUUCGCUCGUCAUGUGGGUCCAACACGGGUGGAGGUGGAACUCUUACCACAGUGCUGGGAACAGAUAAACCACAAGUACCCUGAGAGGAGGCUGCUGGUGGCGGAGUCAUGUGGAGCGCUGGCCCCCUACCUGCCUAAGGAGAUCCGCAGUUCUCUGGUGCUAUCCAUGCUGCAGCAGAUGCUGGCGGAGGAUAAGGCCGACAUGGUGCGAGAGGCUGUGGUCAAAAGCCUGGGCAUCAUCAUGGGAUACAUCGAUGAUCCAGACAAAUACUCCCAGGGUUUUGAGCUGAUGCUGCUCUCUUUGGGGGAUCUGUCGGAAAGAGUUGUCACUGCGACACAUCAAGUGUUUAUUCCUGCCUUUGCUGCGUGGACUGUAGAGCUGGGGAACCUGCAGGCUCAGCUCAUCCCCUCACUGCUCAGCCGCAUAGAGAAACUACUGCAGCAGGGUGAGCAUGGUUUAGAUGAGCACAAGCUGCACACGUUCCUGUCAGCGCUGCAGUCUCUGAUCCCUCCUCUGUUCGCCCUGGUGCUGCAGAACGCUCCUUUCACUAGCCGAGCGAAACUACAGAGCGACAUCACGCCCAUCGAGGUGACCCGGUUCCCGCGGCCUGCCUCCCCACUGCAGGACGUGGCCACCAUCAUAGGCAGCCGGGAGCAGCUGGCUAUUCUGCUGCAGCUUUAUGAACACCAGCUCCAACAUGAGGGCACCACAGGCUGGGAGACCCUGCUGUGGGUGGUCAACCAGCUUCUCCCUCAGCUCAUAGAAAUUGUCGGCCGCAUCAAUGUCGCCUCCACCACCUGCGUGCAUGAAUUCUCCAGAUUCUUCUGGAGGUUGUGUCGAACGUUCGGGAAAACGUUCACCAACACCAAGGUGAAGCCUCAAUUCCAAGAAAUCCUGCGGUUAUCCGAGGAGAACGUGGAUGCCUCUGCCGGCAAUGGCAUUUUGACCAAGGCCACGGUGCCCAUCUAUGCAACUGGGGUGCUAACAUGCUACAACCAGGAGGAAGACCGCAAAUUAUUGGUGGGCUUCCUGGAGGACGUUAUGACCACUCUAUCUCUUUCCCAUGCUCCUCUCGACAGUCUAAAAGCUUCGUUUGUGGAGCUGGGGGCUAACCCAGCGUACCACGAGCUGCUGCUGACCGUGUUGUGGUACGGAGUAGUCCACACAUCGGCCCUUGUCCGCUGCACCGCUGCCCGCAUGUUCGAGCUGUUGGUGAAGGGGGUGAAUGAAACGCUAGUAGCUCAGAGAGUUGUUCCGGCACUUAUCACUCUCUCCAGUGAUCCUGAAAUCUCAGUGAGGAUAUCCACUAUUCCUGCUUUUGGGACCAUUAUGGAGACUGUAACACAAAGAGAGUUGCUGGAGAGAGUAAAAAUGCAGCUGGCCUCUUUUCUGGAAGACCCCCAGUAUCAGGACCAGCAUUCAUUGCACAUGGAGAUUAUAAAGACAUUUGGACGAGUCGGGCCCAACGCUGAGCCCAGGUUUAGAGAUGAGUUCGUCCUCCCUCAUUUGCACAAGCUGGCUUUGGGCAACAACAUGCAGACAGCGGAGAACAAGCGGAUGGACAUAGCCAGCCAGCUGUUUGAGGCCUACAGUGCUCUGUCCUGCUGCUUUAUUUCUGAAGAAAUUAUGGUAAAUCAUUUUCUUCCUGGUCUGAGGUGCCUGCGAACAGACAUGGAGCAUCUUUCUCCAGAACAUGAGGUUAUUCUCAGCUCCAUGAUUAAGGAGUGUGAACUGAAGGUGGAAAACCGGGGCAUUGGAGAGGCACAAGGGUCCAUGUCCAUUGCGGCGAGUUUAGUGGGCGAAGACGCAAAGACCAAGUUUCUGAGUAAGAUGGGUCAGCUGACCACCUCAGGUGCCAUGCUGGCCAACGUUUUCCAGAGAAAGAAGUGAAUGAGUGCUGCUGGGGAAGUUUCCCAUGACCCUCUGCUGUCUGGGGCCUCCUACUUGAAGUCAAUCGUCUGCCUUUAUUUUGAUUAUUUCAUUCGUCUUUACUUUUUUGAUAGGCUCUGUUUUAUAUCUUAUUUAUGUCUUAAAUGUUUAUUCUGACUUCCAAAGAAAAUGCACUUUUUUUUGUUCUGUUUUGAAAAUUCAGUUUUAUUUCAGAGUCUUAUUUACAUCACUACAAAACUUUCGCUUUGUUUUCUUUUGGAAAUGUGAAAUUUAUGAGGAAACAAAAAAUGAACUUUAAUGAUUCCUUCCUUGUCUUGCCCUCUUCAUGUGUUGCAGUGUCUCUGGAAGCUGUUUUCUAUAAUUGUGUGUAAUUUACUCUGGAUUUUGUUUUUGUUUUCUUUUUGGAUAUGCUGACACAGUAAAUAACUGUACAAUACACUGAGAUAGAACAUACCUGUAUCAUGUAUAUUGGAAAUUGGUGUCAUAAUAAAAAAGGUGAAGAACAGGUGUUCUUAUAAAUA